Messenger RNA from Piliocolobus tephrosceles (Ugandan red Colobus), 1234 nucleotides. RefSeq names its product complement C8 gamma chain (gene C8G). The record is from RefSeq and is a predicted model, not a curated record. Gene Ontology annotation, cellular component: extracellular exosome; blood microparticle; membrane attack complex. Gene Ontology annotation, molecular function: complement binding. Gene Ontology annotation, biological process: complement activation. NCBI's taxonomy places the organism in Eukaryota, Metazoa, Chordata, Mammalia, Primates, Cercopithecidae. The coding region runs from base 430 to 1038 and encodes 202 amino acids. The transcript is spliced from 7 exons.
CGCUGGUUCGGGACCCGCCUCCGGCGCUCCUUGUUUCCGGGCCCUGAGCAAGUGGCUUCAUGAACCCCGUGACGUUAGUCGUGGAGAUAAGACCACUGGGUGAUGGUUUAAGGAAGAUAAUGUGCAAAGGGCUAAGGACUGUCAGUGGAAAUCAAGGGUGCAGGAGAAAUAGAUAAACAACCAAAGGUCAACUCGGACUUUGUACAUAGGACAUGGUGCCAGGGCCCUGCCGGGAAGUGCAGAUCGAAGCUGGGCUCACGAGAAAGCUGGGGGUGGGAUGUAGGGCUGGCCCAGGGUUGGAGUUAGGGAGGCAAGGGAUGGACAUGGACUUCCUGGGCCGGGCUCUGUGACUGCACAGUAGACUCUGUCCUGGGACUUGGUGGUGCUACCCUUGGCCUCCCACAGUCCUGCCAUCCUGCUGCCGCCACCAUGCUGCCCCCUGGGACUGCGAUCCUCUUGACCCUGCUUCUGGCAGCUGGCUCACUGGGCCAGAGGCCUCAGAGGCCACCCCGGCCCCCAUCCCCCAUCAGCACAAUCCAGCCCAAGGCCAAUUUUGAUGCUCAGCAGUUUGCAGGGACCUGGCUCCUUGUGGCUGUGGGCUCUGCCUGCCAUUUCCUGCAGGAGCAGGGCCACCGGGCUGAGGCCACCACACUGCACGUGGCUCCCCAGGGCAAAGCCAUGGCUGUCAGCACUUUCCGAAAGCUGGAUGGGAUCUGCUGGCAGGUGCGCCAGCUCUAUGGAGACACAGGGGUCCUCGGCCGCUUCCUGCUUCAAGCCCGAGGCGCCCGAGGGGCUGUGCAUGUGGUUGUCGCUGAGACCGACUACCAGAGUUUCGCUGUCCUGUACCUGGAGCGGGCGGGGCAGCUGUCAGUAAAGCUCUACGCCCGCUCACUCCCUGUGAGCGACUCGGUCCUGAGUGGGUUUGAGCAGCGGGUCCAGGAGGCCCACCUGACUGAGGACCAGAUCUUCUACUUCCCCAAGUAUGGCUUCUGCGAGGCUGCAGACCAGUUCCACGUCCUGGACGAAGUGAGGAGGUGAGGCUGGCGCGCAGCUCCACUGCUGAGAAGUCAGUGCCCUGAGAGAUGACCCCGCCGGUGGGGUGCCUGCUGCCCAUCCUCCGUGAGCCCCCAGCCUCAGAUCAGGGCCCUGCCACUUUGGGCAGGGGAUAUUCUGCCGGCUGCCGCAGAGGACAGUGGGUGGAGAGGUACCUUCUUAUUAAAUGUCUCAGACCCCU